Molecule: messenger RNA, 974 nt
Organism: Xiphias gladius (swordfish)
Lineage: Eukaryota; Metazoa; Chordata; Actinopteri; Istiophoriformes; Xiphiidae
Exons: 4
Coding region: 193-684 (163 amino acids)
Biological process (GO): inflammatory response; regulation of lipid catabolic process
Molecular function (GO): signaling receptor binding
Source: RefSeq, a predicted model, not a curated record
UUUUACGGGAACUGGGACAUAAAAAGUAAACAGUUGUUGCAGCAGGCCUUUUUUGCUGAUCUUUGUGUUUACUUUCACUUGUUACUUCUCCACCCAUAAUAGGACGUACUUGGAUGUGAGCACUGAUCUCUCAGGGACAGGAGGCAGUCCAUCCUCUGAGCCAAGCAGUUCUCCUCACACACUCGGAGGAAGAUGGCUGCUGGGUGGCUGUUGCUGGUUUGUGCCGGAGCUGCGCUGUACUCUGCCAAGGCCCAGGGGCCUCAUAAUGAGCUUCCUGAUAACUACAAGAAGGGGGUGGAUCUGGCAUUAAUGCAACUCAACUCCCAUGCUGGCGUACACCACCAUUUUCGCUUCCUUAGAAGUGUGGACAGGUCAGAAAUCGAGGGUGGAUUCAAUGUGAGAUACCUCUACCACCACUUUCACCUGAAACCCACCAGGUGUGCCAAGGGAACCACGGAGCCGAACCCUCAGAGAUGCCCCUUCAGGAAUGACAGACCACUGAUGGACUGUGCAGUUUGCUACAAAACAGCAGCAGACGAGAUAGAAGCCAGCCCCAAGCCAUACGUUCACUGUAUCCAGAAACCGAGGCUCACAGAGGAAAUGAAGACAACCAGGAUGGAGCACUGCAAAAAAAUGAGUUACAACAGCGGCGCUCCUACACUUUUGGCUGUGUCUACUGGCUAAAAAAAUACUCAGAUAGAAAAUUGGCAUGCUUAAUAUAAUAAUAUGCUUCAUAACAUAGCGAAUCAAAACACUCUAGAAUCUCUAGCCUAGUUAAGCUUCGCUAUUCUUAUUUGACUAUAAUGUAAUGACUUUGACAUGCUAAAAUCUCCAAACUCAAAGUGUCUGCUUGCUAUAUUUUGUUAUAUUUUUCCUACAAUAAUAAUGUCAUCAUCUCCCCCCGAGGCUCCUCUCCGCUGUGGUAAAUCAGCGUCUUCUUUCCUCGUAAAAGUCCCCGUAUUCCAGAUGUAACA